AUGAGAAGCUGCUCUGAUGAACCAGCUUCUGUAUUAGUGGACUCUUACAUUAACUUCGAUCAUAAUCACAUAAUCAACCAGCAAGUGCCCUGCUUCUCCAAUUUGUCACAGAACCAAAUCGGUUUGGUCUCCAAGAAUCCCAAUCCGUUGUCUAUUAAUCCUUCCUCUGAUCAGAUGGUUCUCAAAGCUUUGCUGAGUCAGCUCACUAAGAGUACUAAAGAAUCAUAUAGCUAUGGAGAAGGAAGCUCAGAGAGCCAAUUGACUGACGUUGGCAUACCAAGCCACGAUGCUUGGAAAUAUUGA
This is a messenger RNA of Eruca vesicaria subsp. sativa (arugula), 303 nucleotides long. The record is from the annotation of a GenBank genome assembly. NCBI's taxonomy places the organism in Eukaryota, Viridiplantae, Streptophyta, Magnoliopsida, Brassicales, Brassicaceae.